Messenger RNA from Micromonas pusilla CCMP1545, 1482 nucleotides. RefSeq lists its product as uncharacterized. NCBI's taxonomy places the organism in Eukaryota, Viridiplantae, Chlorophyta, Mamiellophyceae, Mamiellales, Mamiellaceae. The transcript has a single exon. Gene Ontology annotation, cellular component: peroxisome. Gene Ontology annotation, molecular function: FAD binding; fatty acid binding; acyl-CoA oxidase activity. The coding region runs from base 1 to 1482 and encodes 493 amino acids. Gene Ontology annotation, biological process: lipid homeostasis; fatty acid beta-oxidation using acyl-CoA oxidase. The record is from RefSeq and is a predicted model, not a curated record.
AUGCAGCCCACGCCCGAACCGGACCUCGGCGUCGCGCCCCGACCCGGCGCGGGCGCUUCCGCGGACUCGCGAUGGGCGAAGUCGUUCGCGAACGACGUCAAAGCGCUGCGAUCGGACGUGUCGUACAAGGACAGCGCGGCGUUCCUCAGGGCGCUGACGAGGAAGAGGGCGUUGUCAUUUUUCGACAUCCGAGACGACCCGGGGCGUUUCUUCCUCGCGCACCGGCUCCUCGCCGAGCACGCGCCGGAGCACGGCCCGGGUUUUUGGAUCCGAUUCACGGUGCAGUUCAACCUCUUCGCGGGGACGGUCGUCGCCCUCGGCGGCCCCGCGCAGCUCGAAGCCUUGGACGUCAUUCAGAGGAAAGGGCAGCUUGGGUGUUUUUGCCUCACCGAGGUUCUCGCCGGCGUGAACAGCGGCCUCGUGGUGAACACGACCGCGACGUGGGACGCGCGGUCGAAGUGUUUCAUCAUAAACUCCCCCACCGAGGGCGCGGUGAAGAACUGGAUAUCCCAAGGCUUGACCGCGCACAAGGCGGUCGUGAUCGCGGAUCUCACGGUGUCCGGAAAGCGCGUCGGCCCGCACGGUUUCUUGAUCGACAUGACGCACAAAGGCAUCGUCACCGGAGACAUGGGGAAGAAGACGACGGGGGUGGACCUCGACAACGCGUGGGUGAAGUUCGAUAACGUCAAGGUACCGAAACAGUCGUUAUUGAACCGUUACGGGGACGUCAUCGACGACGAGUACGUCCCCGCGGUGAAAGGCGUCCGGACGAUGGACAUGAUCGGACAAAGGCUCUUCACCGGCCGCGUCGCCGUCGCGCAGGCGGCGCUGAUAUUCGCCGCGAAACUGUUCGCGGAUACGAGACGAUACAGCGACGCGAAACCGUGCACGAUGCGAAACGGCGUCCGACCGGAGCUGAGCCAAGUCCCGCAGCUCGCGGCGCUGUACGACGAGGCGGACGCUCGGCUCUCAGCGACGCGAGACUUCGUGGACGCGUGCGAGGCGGAGCUGCGACGGAGUCUCGUGAAGAACGAGACGCCCGGGAGUGCGCUGACGCGCGCGAUCGCGGUCGCGAAGAUUCGCGCGGUGGAGACUUCGAUAGAGCUGUGCCACCGGCUGAAACAGGAGGUCGGGUCGUUCGCGCUCAUGGACGGCACCGGGUUUGAACACGCGGACUUUCUGCAGUGUUGCAAGUUCGCGGAGGGCGACAGCCGGAUCUUGUCGCAGAAGCUCGCGAGGGACGCGUUCGCGGAGUACGCGCGCGCGAAGAAGAAGAGCGCGAACGCGACGCCGAGCGGGUGGUCGAAGAGGGAGAUCGAACUGUGCGACCGCGUCGCGUUGUUCAUCGACUCGGGGGGCGGCAACAGAGCGGCGGCGUGGGACGCGGCGUGGAGGGAAGUCUACGCGCUCGCGGCGGCGGUGUGCGAUCGCGUGAUGGACGAGUGGUGGGGGGGCGGGGCGCCGGCGCGCGCGAAGCUGUGA